Molecule: messenger RNA, 1632 nt
Organism: Ipomoea triloba (trilobed morning glory)
Lineage: Eukaryota; Viridiplantae; Streptophyta; Magnoliopsida; Solanales; Convolvulaceae
Product: transcription factor MYB54-like
Exons: 3
Coding region: 248-1132 (294 amino acids)
Biological process (GO): regulation of DNA-templated transcription
Cellular component (GO): nucleus
Molecular function (GO): RNA polymerase II cis-regulatory region sequence-specific DNA binding; DNA-binding transcription factor activity, RNA polymerase II-specific
Source: RefSeq, a predicted model, not a curated record
UUUGUCUUGAACGUUACAAUUGUUCCCUCUUUCUUCAUUCCUUUUUUAGCAUCACCGUCAGAUUGGACGUUCAUACCCGAGACCUGUUUUCCCCUCCCCUCUCUCUCUCUAUCUCUCUAAAAAACCAUUAAAGAACUGGAGCAGAAGGUUCUUGAACAUCAGAUACCACAUGUCACUGCUGGCUUGAAUAAAUAACCGGUCGAGUUUCUGAUCGAUUUCCCGGUCUUGAGUUUGACGGAUCGGAGAAAUGAGUUUCAAAGCAUUUGAGAGUAGCAGUUCCGGUGCUUUCCGGUUUCCUCCGCCUCCCGGACCGGCGGCGUUGGGUUUAGAAGAACCGGAGAAGAGAACCGGCGAGCAAAGCCACAGGCUUUGCGCCAGGGGCCAUUGGAGACCUCACGAAGAUUCCAGGCUGCGAGAGCUCGUUGCUAAGCACGGCCCGCAGAACUGGAAUCUGAUUGCUGAAAAGAUUCCUGGGAGAUCAGGAAAGAGCUGCAGAUUGAGGUGGUUUAACCAGCUGGACCCGAGGAUAAACACGAAGGCGUUCACGGAGGAGGAAGAGGAGAGGCUGCUAACGGCGCACCGCUUGUACGGCAACAAAUGGGCUAUCAUCGCCCGUCUCUUCCCUGGACGGACGGAUAACGCCGUCAAGAACCACUGGCAUGUCAUCAUGGCCCGCCGCCACAGACACCAAACCACUGGCGGCGCCAGGAGGAGACACCCCAGAAACCAAAACAACAACAAUACCAUGGAUUCUAACAACCUCGUCCAAAUCAAAAACCUUAACGAUGAAUCCGCGGCCUCUACUUGCACAGAUCUUUCCCUCUCUACUUCAUCUUCGUCUUCGUCCAAACUCCCUCCUAACCAUUUCCACCUCACUGGAUUUGGCCCCACUCCAACUCACCAUCACCAAAUCCUCCACACAACUCCAGGGGGCGUGAAAGCAGCAGAGGCAAGUGGCCGGCGGCCAGAGUCGUCACCGGACUCGCUUAUCACUGCAUCUGACUCAGUAGCGAACAACAACAACUAUGGCAGUGAAGCAGAGAUGUGUGGGCAAAACCAGACUGCAAUUUAUGACAAUAAGUUCAACAACAAAAUGCUCUUCUUCGAUUUCCUAGGAGUCGGAGCCAACUGAGAAAACCAAAACCCAACCAAAAAAAAAAAAAGUUUUUUUUUUACUAUUAUUAUCUGGGGCGUUGAGGAAGAGAAGAUCAGAGUAGGCAGUUGACAAUUAAGCCAAGCAGAGACCGUCCUAACCACUUGGCGCUGCAACAACGUAGGAAAAAACGAAACCUGGCCUGGCGUUUGGUUAGUUGGUUGGGAGAAGAUGAUGAUGAUAUAAUUAAGGUAAAAAUGGGUUGGAUGCUCUAUCUGCAUCUAUCUUAGUUGUUCAAUCCGAAUAACAUUUGUAUAUGUUAAUUACUAUAGAGAUGAAAAAUGAGGCAUCAACAACCCAGCCCAUUCAUUUCAACGUUUCAACGUUUAACUCCCCUAAAAUUAGUGAUGUAAUUGACUCCAUUUCCACUUCAUCCAUCUGUCCCAUUUUCAUGCUAAAGACACACCCCAAGCAGUCUUUGUUGAAAACACACAAAAAAGCUCAUCAAAAGCCUUAAUCUAUGCGACUUUGCACUGCCA